CGCCGCGUAGUUCCGCAUUCGGCCGCCGCCGCGCCGUGUCGCUCCCAUCGCAGCCCCAGUAUCGCUGAGAGCUCGCCGGAGGCGGACGUACGUUCCUCCGCAUCCCCGCUCGAUCAAAUACACGAAACAAGUUUUUCCGAAUUUGAACUGUUCAAACAACCCGCUACCGACAAACGUCAUAAUGAACUACUGUGAAAUCAUUACAAGACUGCUUUGCAAACUGAUUUAAAGACAGUUUACUGUGAAAUUUGUGGUUAAAUCUUUAUCUUUGACAAAGGUGUAACAAAACGCGAGUGAAAUUGUUUAUUGUUUUGAAACAAAGACGUUGAAGUUGUAGUUUUGAAUUUCUGUUGUUUUUCUUGAGGACGCGAACGAAUAGCGUGUUGAAAAGAGACAUAAUGAGGUCCCAUCGGCUUGGAGCGACAGGUGUGGCGGUGUUAGCGGUGUUACUGGCAACUUUAUCAGGAUGUUCAGCGCAGAGCCUGCAGAUCUUCCCGAAGCAAGAGCAGCAGACGGUGGCGGUGGGCAAGUCGGUGGUGCUCACCUGCCAGGCCAACGCGCCGGAUCCCGCGCUCGUCACGCAGCCGCAGUGGAAGGACCCUAAGGGUCAGGUCAUCAAUGCGGCUUCCCCGAGCACUCGACCAGAGAUCUACACGGAGUCGAGCCCCACAAAGCAGCUGCAAACGCUGUACAUAUCGUCGAUCACGCCUGCCAUGGCUGGCAAGUACACCUGCGUGUCUGCCUACACUAACGAGCCCCUGAGCGCUAGCGUCGUCUUAGACACGUUUGUUGCCAUUACAUGGAUCAACGCUAAUGAGAAUCAAUUCGCAACUAAAGGCAAGGACUUCAAAGUAAUGUGCGAGGUAGCUGCUGAGCCUGCACCGUCUGUUGAUUGGUUCAAAGAAGGAACUUCGAUCUCGACUGGCGACAGAUAUGUUAUUCAUGCCAAUGGUCUAAUGAUUAAAAACAUCGAAGAAAGUGACGAUGGAACAUACACUUGCCGAGCUGUUGUCAUCCAAACUGGUGAACUCGCAGAAAGGAAUAUAAAACUUGAGGUUUACACUGCACCAGAGAUGGAAGAACGUGAGCCAAGAGUGGAAAUUAAAGAAGGCGGAUCAGCUGCCAUCACAUGCAAAGCUAGAGGCAAACCCCCGCCGAAAUACUCCUGGAUUAAAGCAUCGACACGAGAGAACUUGGCCAGUACAUCUAGAUUUAGUGUAAACGAAAUCACCGGACUGCUAACGUUCGAUAGAGUCGAAGCAGGAGAUUACGGUAAAUACAUAUGCAGCGCUGUCAACCAGGCUGGUCAAAACGAAACUGAAAUCGAAGUGGAAGUACUUGUUCCGCCGAAGAUAUUCGAGUUGCAAAAUAUGACUGUCGCUGAAAAGGCCGAAGGGCGGUUGGAAUGCAAAGCUACAGGACGACCUGCACCUAGGAUUAGGUUCCGUAAACAUUCUAAGACAGAACCUUUUGUAAAUGGACCUAACGAUGAUGGAAGAAUAAACAUUGAAACUAGCUCUCAUCAAACCGGUGAUCAAAUGCAAACUAGUGCAGUCAUUAAUAUUUCAAACGUAAAUAGAACAGAUGAUGGUUUAUACGAAUGUAUAGCAAAUAAUGACGGUGGCGAGGCAAGGAAGAAUGGACAUCUUAUGGUAGAAUUCAAGCCUGUAUUUAACCCCAAUCAAAAUAUACCAUUGGUUUGGAGUUGGAAUUCCCAAUCACGUAAUAUCAGUUGCAUAGCGGAGAGUAUCCCCAACGCAACUAUUAAAUGGAGAUUCCACGAGCUGGACUUGGUAGAAACUCCCCAUGUGAGGAUCUAUGGAGCAGGGCCUUACAGCACCGUAAGAGUAACUCCAACUGCACGAACUCUGUAUGGACAUUACAAAUGCAUCGCCACCAACCGACACGGCGAAGCCGUUCAUUCCACAGAACUCAGGGAAGCCUUUGUGCCAGGACCUGUGACUCAAGUGCGUCAAGAAAUACUGACAGCUACAUCAGUAACAUUCAAUAUCGUGGGACCUGCUGAAGAAAUGAAUCCACCGAUUCAGGCUUUUACUGCUCAAUACAAAGAGAACGGCAAUUAUGAUUGGAACUUUGCGAAGAACCGAACUUGGUCUGUGAGCUCGCCGUACGUGGUGGAGGAUUUAAAACCGAUGUUUUCAUACGAUUUUAGAUUCGCAGCAGUAAAUAUAGUCGGAGGCGGUAGCUGGGGAGCACCAAUUACUGUCGUCAUGCCGAGGAGGUCGCCACCUGAGCAACCGAAAUGGAGACAGCCACCCACACCCAGUCCGGAAUCACUGCAGCACGGGAAAUAUGCUGACAGAUAUGAACUACAAUGGAAAAUUCCAGCUCAUAACGGAGAACCCAUCGAUAUGUAUGAAGUCAGCUAUUGUCCAGUGCUGAAAGUGAGCGGUGAAUGGCGUGAAUCAUCUGAAUCUCUGUGCGUCACGCAUGAACUGAAGUCCUAUGAAGCUAUUAAUUACGAAAUCACCGGUUUGCAACCCGACACGCGCUACCGCAUGAGUGUUCGCGCCCACAAUAUCUUGGGCUACUCUAAGCACGCGACUCUUUAUGUCCAGACCGCUCUCGGUGUACCCUUUUCCGGAUAUGCACCUUCUCAAAUGUUAUCAAGCGGCGCCAUCAUCGGGCUGGCUUUAGCCGGAGUCUUCAUUUGCCUCCUCAUCGUGGAUCUCCUGCUCCUCUGCUUCAGGCGCCAGGGCGUUAUCGCCACUCUCUGUGGCAGACGUGGCAAGAAGCACAAGGAAGACGAAGCCAAGCUGGGAAGUCUGUACGGUUGGCGUUUCCCGCUCCCUUAUUGCAGCACGAAGCCGCGCGCGCCUCCGUCCCCCGCGCCCUUGCCGCCGCCCGUCAAGCUCGUACCGACUCCGACAGAUGAAAAGGAGCCCCUUAAAGACACUGCUGAAGAUGCGUUAAAGAGGAACUCAUCUGUAGAAUUUGAUGGUCGGCGAGUUUAUGCCACAAGCGGAGGCACAAUCAUUGGCAAAAACUCCGCUGUAUAAUCAAUUUGACUUAAAAAUUGGAUACGUGUAUUGUGCCAAGAACGACUUAUUUGGCUUAGAAACAGCUAUAAGAUUAAAAUAAGACUCUUUGACUUUGAGUUGGCAAAAGAUAUCGUUUUAUAGCUGGGCGUUUUCUUAAAUAAAUGUUGAAAUCUGAUUCUUUCAAAUCUGGACAUUCUUGGGCUCAUUCUACUCUGAAUCGGCAGCAUUCUCCAUCCCACUGUUAAAAAAAGAUGUCCCAAAAUGUCCAUUCCAUUACGUCUCGUUUUAGCGUGAACAAUUUUUUCACUUGUAUGUGCGUGACGUAGUGGAACGUAAAAAUUUCAUACAAAUUUUUGGCACAUUUUUUUUAUCAUCAGAAUUGAAUAUGCUAGUGAUUCUGAGUUGAAAGAAGUAAUCACCACGACCUGUGAGAAACAGGUUAUCAAUAUUUAUUUUAGAAAACGCGCAGCUAUGCUUUUUGUUUUACGCUGAAACUUAUGUCGUUCUAGGCUUUAUUGGAGACAUCUCAUGUAGUUUUAUAUAACGUUAAGCUCUAUUUAUAAUCUCCGCGAAUGUGGGACUGUACACGUUUGGCUUCACUUCAAAUCAUCAAAUUGGUUAGUCAGGCUAUAUACACAGUCUUCUGUAUGACUCAACUUUAACAAAGUUGCUUUUUUUACAAUUGUUUUAUCCAUGUAUGUUCGCAUGGCGGUAAAUGCCCAAAAUUUAAAACAUAAUAUAUAGGUAUGUCAAUGUUUUUGUGCUGUCGAGUUGAAAAAGUUGACAAGCUCUAAAGUUGACUGUGAUUAGUUCUGAUGCUAUGGAAUAUUUUAUUAUUAUAGCCUUCUAGCUUCGUGCGACACUUAGUAACUGAGUACCUACUCUUAUUGAAGUGAAUAAGAAUAACAUACGUGAGUAGCAAAUUAAUAUUUAGGAAUAUAUUCCUAUUAUUUGUUAUAACAAAGUGAACCAUCGGUUGACUCUUUUCGGCCUUUUCCCUCCUGGAAUCUGGAAUAUACAUAAAUAGAUUAAUGAAUUGUGUGCAGUUCCUGAAUCUGUCGUAUUACCUGUGAGAAUAAAGCUUGUGUAGAUGUGAUGAGCGUGACCAGUAUUUUGAAACUGCCAAAACGAAUUUGUUACUUUAUUAUUAAGUACAUACGUAAGCAGCUUUAUGUCCUUAGAUAUAAUUAUUUAUUACCUAUCACUGUACUAUCUACAUCAUAUCGCUUAUAUUUCGCAUUUUAUACGCAUCUGUAUCCACCGAACGCGAAUUUCUCAAGAUUAGAAUUAAAAUUUCGAUCUUUAUACACUAUAGCCGUUUAUUAAGGUACAAAACGUGCCUUCUAGAGUAUGUACUUUUAAAUGAGGGUAUUUUUAUAUUUAAGUGUACAUACACAAUAGUUAAUUAGGAUUUUACUACACAAUUAGAAACCAGUUUUUUUACCUUUUCAUUUUUUACAUCACGGAUGCAAAAGUACCUAAUUAUGUAACCUAAUAUUUACUAUUAAAAUUAAUUAUUUAUCAGUUAUACAUGUAUGUCUCUCUAAUCUUAUAAUGUUUAUUAAUUUUUUUAUGCCUUUAGUGCUUUGCUAUGACCAAAAUGUACCGCUAGCAAAACAUUAAAGAAUGAUCAAAUAAUGCUGAGUACCUUGAAGUCUCAUGAUUUGGUAUUAUAGUCAGCGAAAAAUACCUCUAACAAAAUGUGCCAUUUUCAAUCAAAAGGGUACUUAUUGUCGGUUGUCAAUAAGGCGCUAUUUCCAUACAGCUUUAAUUUGAAAUCCACCUUAUUGACAAGCAACAAUGUGGUACCUUUUGGUUAAAAAUGUCACAAAUAAUGUUUUAGCUUAACGAAAAUAUAGCCGCUAUUAUUAUUUUAGAUUUUGUAAAUAUAUAAAUGUUAAGUUCUGUAAAUAUUUUCUAGGUUAUAUUAUAUCUAUAUCUCUAAUUGUUUUAUUUUUUAGAUUUAGGUAUUUGGGGUCAUGAAAUAGUAAAUACAACUACUUAAAGUUGAAUAUGCAAAUUAGAGCCAUGUAUUUGCAUUUAGUGGCCCCAAUGUUAUGCAAAACUACUUGCUUAUACUACGAGUAAGCUUUUAUAAGUCAUGUUGUGUUUAAUUUUAUAAACAUAAUGCAAUUCACAAAUAAAUGUUAGUAGAAGACAUGUGGUCGAGAACCGGGAACAAACAGUAAAAAAAACUAUUCAGUCAUAAUUGUUACUUAAGAAUGAAAUAAAAAAUUCGAAGGUAAACAUUUUGAUACACAAAAGAAAAUUUAAGCAUUCUGACAAGGUAUGGAAAAUACUUAAUCUACGAAUUUUUUUGAUUAAGUUAAAACGAGUACAUCUGCUGUAAAAGCUUUAUUAUCUUCAUUGAAGUAAAUACCGGAAUUAAUUAUAUCAUAAAUAUUAAAAUAAAAACUAGAUUCAUACCUCUUUCUCAAUUUAAAACUGGAUUUGUAUUGAGUUUAAUUUUUAGUUAGUUACGUGUAGUUUGAAAGCAGAUUUAUAAUAUUAUUUUUUAUCAAGAUUGUUGUUCAUAAAAUUGCAAAUGAAAGUAAAAUCGAAUUAACUUAAGGCGGGGUAAGACUUUAACCGGGGUAAGACUGUCACUUAACUUAUAUCGACCGGGAUAGGGACCGUGGUUACCUUUUGUAUUGUUUUCGAGCUCCCGAUAUUUAGACGUAUACAUAAGUCUAGUGAAACUAACCGUAAAUCAGUCAACACUGUAAGAGCGUUUUCACAUUGUCCGAUGCAAUAUCGGAUGUAGGAUCCUACAUCCCCGUAUUCAAACCGCCGGGGCGCGUCCGGGCGCCUUCUUUAGCGAUCACGCACACUACAAUAAACAUUAUGCCUACACAUUACGUACACAAACAAAUAUCGGUCCGGCAGCUGACGGGGGCUCCGACAUGGCUGAAUUUAUCGGAAGCGCCUUUCCGAUAUCAGAUAUCGGAAGGCGCCUAUGACAAAAACAGCUGCAGGACAGUGGAAUUGGCAUUAAGUCCGCCUUUUUUGCGUUAUGUAACGUUUUGUAGUAAUAAUGAUUUAUUAAAUGCAUAUAUAAAUACAGAGAAACACAAAUUUACUUCCUUCCGACAUCCGAUAUCGGAUCGGACAAUGUGAAAAUGCUCUAAGACUAUUACUUGUACGGAAACCUCAUACCCACUAGUCUUCCUCCGAGAAAAAUAAACUGUUAGUCUUAUCCCACCUUACCUUAUCUACUUAAAUUAUAUUAAUUACCUAUAAUGUCGAAGCUUGAAUACGUUAUCGCAUGUAAUGUCUGUCUGUAUGGAUGUAUGUAUGUCGGCUUGACGGAUAUCGGUGAAGAAUAUUACUGAAGCACAUUUUUAUAAAAAAUAAAUGUCUCAAAAUUAA
This is a messenger RNA of Cydia strobilella, 6371 nucleotides long. RefSeq names its product fasciclin-2 (gene Fas2). The transcript is spliced from 16 exons. Gene Ontology annotation, molecular function: protein binding. Gene Ontology annotation, cellular component: membrane. The record is from RefSeq and is a predicted model, not a curated record. The coding region runs from base 399 to 3020 and encodes 873 amino acids. Gene Ontology annotation, biological process: cell adhesion. NCBI's taxonomy places the organism in Eukaryota, Metazoa, Arthropoda, Insecta, Lepidoptera, Tortricidae.